Messenger RNA from Symbiodinium necroappetens, 1347 nucleotides. NCBI's taxonomy places the organism in Eukaryota, Dinophyceae, Suessiales, Symbiodiniaceae. The record is from the annotation of a GenBank genome assembly.
AUGGCGCAGCAGGCAUCGCCCAUGGACGGCUGUGAUGAAGAAGGCGAGCCGGAAGAGGCCUCCAAAAAAAGACCGAAGGAAGCAAAAGCUUUCCGGCAAGUGGAAAAGAGACGAAAGACAGAGCAGGAAACGAAGGCACCGGCAGAAGACGCGCAGGAAGCUGAUGUCGCUGUCGAUGGUGAGGCUCCCACCGCCGCUGCUAAAUCCACUGCUGGUUCCGACGAGCUCCCUGCAUUGCUACUGUGUCAGCUAGGUGAUGCUGACCCGGCCGAAGGUGAUGCUGACCCGCCCGAAGAAGCUGCUGAUGCGAAGGAGAGUGUCACGGAAGCUGGCGACGAGAGCCACAAGGAGGAAGUGAAGGCUGAGCCUCACAAGGGUUCCCACUACCACCAGCUGCGUUUAGCAGAAAAGGCUGCCGACCUCAAGCUGGAGGAUGAGGGCCAGCACACUGUCUAUGUUGCAAACCUGGACUGGUCUGUCGACGAAGCUCACCUUCGCCGAGUCUUCAGCGAUGUGCGGGGCUGCGUCUGCUACGCUCUCGGACUUCGUCGGCACGCAAGUCAUGUGUGGCAGCUUUCUCUGCGCCAACGAGGAAGCCGAGCUGUUCAGGAAGCCAUAGAACUAUGCAGCAGCGAUGCAGAGCGUGAGGCCAUCGCGAAAGAACUCCAUGGGCACAUCUGGGAGGCAGUGCGGUGUCCCCAUGCCAACUUCGUUGUGCAACGCCUGAUUGUUGCAUUGCGGCCUGGAGCUUGCCAGUUCAUCAUUGAGGAAAUACUGCGGCCCGGUCCCAAAAGCAUCUGCUAUCUGGCGAGGCAUAAGUACGGCUGCCGCACUCUGCAACGCCUCCUGGAGCAUUGCAACCAUGUGCAGACCGCACCACUGGCCGAGGCAAUGCUGGCAGAGGUUGUGCCGCUGUCCAGACACCCUUACGGCAACUAUGUCCUACAGCAGCUGCUGGAGCAUGGCAGUUGUGCCCACCAGUCGCUGAUCAUCCAGCGGCUUUUAAAGAGUGUUGCCCUCAUUGGAUCGGACUCCAAUGGUGUGGCGGUGCUUCUCAAGGCCCUGGCGAAUGGAUCUCAAGAGGAACGAGUGCAGCUGGCUUUGGCCUUGAACCUGGAACCAGGCCUCAUUCUCUCCAUCGCCAGGAGCCGCUAUGGCCAUGCCGUUGCGCAGCUAGUGGUCAACUACUUGCCGGAGCCGCAGAAAGUGGAGCUUUGCAGAGAAGUGGCGGCACACUCGGAGGAGUUGCGUGCCUCGCGCUAUGGCCGACUCGUGCUGAACAACCUUGAAUCACAUGGCAGCCCGACGGACAUCGACCUUUCGUUGCAAAGUGAUGAGGAUGAGUGA